Molecule: messenger RNA, 3824 nt
Organism: Ziziphus jujuba (common jujube)
Lineage: Eukaryota; Viridiplantae; Streptophyta; Magnoliopsida; Rosales; Rhamnaceae
Product: formin-like protein 2
Exons: 4
Coding region: 663-3467 (934 amino acids)
Biological process (GO): actin cytoskeleton organization; actin nucleation
Molecular function (GO): actin filament binding
Source: RefSeq, a predicted model, not a curated record
GAAAAAUUUCAAAUCCCAAUAAUCAGCUUCUCUAUGUAUAUGUCUGUCUGUCAGACAGAAUUUAACCUGUUCUCCACCUCUUUCCACGCUACCAUAUCUUGUUCAAGAUCUCAAACUUUACCUUCUUCACUGCCCACCCACCCAGAGGACUGAAAAAUUUUCCACACGGAUUUGAUUUUUACAGACUCAUUAUUGUCAUAACCUUUCUCUACUAUUCACCAAAAACAAAAAUAAAGACGAAAAAACAAAAAAGAAACAGCAAAUUAAACUGGUGUGGGAUAUAUGGAGUUUGAUGGACUAAUGGGGUUUGCUGUGUUAAAAGUCUGAACUACCAUUCUCUCUGCUCGUCUACUGUUUGCCCCUCUCUCUCUCUCUCUCUCUCUCUCACUGUCCUUCUCUCCCACCCACCACCGCCAUGUAGAGAGAUUGCAGACCCUAUUCUCUCUCUGUAUCUCUCUCAAUUACAAGUUUACAACGAGAAGCUUGAGCUUUAAGUUCAAGCUGCUUCUGUGUUGGAGAGAUUACAUUAACCAAUAACAGAGCACCUUCUCGACUUUUUUCCUUCCAUAUCCAAAGGAAUUAGUUCUCUGAUCCCGGAAAGGGAGAGAGAGUGAAAACCAGAAAAAAAGGUUCCUUUCUUUUUUUGCAACUUAGAAAAAGAAAUGAAAAUGCUAAUCACUUUCUGCUUCUUGUUCUUCUUCAUCAAUCUCUGCAUCUCCACCGCUACAAGCACAGUGAUUUUACCCGUCGAAAAUCACCGUCGCCAUCUCCUCCACCAACCUUUCUUUCCCGUAGACUCCCACCCUCCAACCCAACCUCCAAUAUCGUCUCCACAGUCCCAGCCUGAACCCGCCCAGCAACCAAAGCUCCCAUUCUCUUCGUCUUCCUCCACACCACCACCUCAAAAACCGUUCUUUCCCUCCUUCCACUCCCCACCUCCGCCUCCGUCUCCAACAGCUCUCACUUCCUUCCCGGCCAACAUCUCCUCUCUUCUCUUCCCUCAACCCUCCUCCACUUCUCACCGGCAUGUCCUUGCCAUUGCCGUCUCUGUGUCCCUUCUUUCCGCCGGCCUCAUUGUGGCCUUUGCAGCGGCCUUGUUCUACUACCUCAGACACAGAAAGCUCCAUAACAACUCCACCAACGACGACAAGGAAUCGAGAUCAGAUAGCCUACGAUUAUAUCCAGCGAACACCGCCACCUCCGAUGGCGAUGGAGGUCACAACAAGUCACGUGCAACACCCAAUAGGAGCUCCGAGUUUCUCUACCUGGGGACCCUUGUGAGUUCCCGAGGAGGUGUCGACCAAGAAACCGCAUCGAAAGCGAAUUCGAGUAAUGCGGGUCCGACACUCGGGGUGUCGGCCUCUCCGUACCAGAAGCUGGGCUCGCCGGAGCUGAAGCCGCUUCCGCCUCUUCCCAAACACAACUGUAACUUGAAGCAGAGUUUUAGGUCGUCUUCUUUAAAUGAUGAUGAUGAUAAUGAUAAUGAUGGUGGUGAUGGUGAAGAGGAAUUCUUCUCGCCCAGAGGCUCUACCGAGAGUCCGAGCCGUAAUGGAUCGAGCUCUCGGAGAGUGUUACAGAGCUUCGAAGUCGAUAACUUGGUUAGCAGAAGCAGAAGCAGGAGCUUCAAUUCGAGAACACCUUCCUAUCCGUGUUCCAAAUCUGCUUCCCCUGCCACUUCUAUCUCCAACACUCUCUCUCCGUCCAAGUCUCCUGACUUGCUCCUCAAUUUCCCACCUCCCUCUCGCCCGCCUCCGCUACCAUUGUGUUCCUCUCCCACGCUCUCUUCGUCUUCUUCGGCUAAUUCCCGCUACUCAAAAAAUUCAAGAAAUUCGGACGCUUUUGGACCGGAAAAGCAUUCUCCAGCAGCAACCACCGCGACUGAGAGUGUUCCAAAGCUAUUUCUUCCCAUCAAACUACCACCGCCUCCUCCGCCGCUUCCACCGCCGAGGUUCUGGGAAAUUCCGGCCACGACGAGGUCAGCUUCGGGGCCGCCAGUUCUUGUAACGCCGUCAGGACCGGUGGCUUUUGAAUCAGCUUCUCUACCUGCUCAAGAUUCUCAAAACAGUGGUGUUGAAACUGGGGAAAUUAAGAACGACCAAACUCCAAAGCCAAAGCUGAAACCUUUACAUUGGGAUAAAGUUAGGGCCAGCUCGGACCGCGCUAUGGUGUGGGAUCAGCUAAAAUCAAGCUCUUUCCAAUUAAAUGAGGAAAUGAUAGAGACACUUUUUAUGGUAAAUAAUUCAAACUUGACGCCCAAAGAUAAUGCUCGCAAGCAGGUUCUGCCUUCCCUGAACCUGGAGAAUCGCGUGCUAGAUCCUAAGAAGUCUCAGAACAUUGCAAUUUUGUUAAGAGCUCUUAAUGUCACUUUUGAUGAAGUUUGUGAAUCCCUAAUGGAAGGUAAUUCAGAUACCUUGGGAACAGAACUUCUUGAGAGUUUACUAAAGAUGGCUCCAACCAAAGAAGAAGAACGGAAGCUAAAAGACUUCAAGGAUGAAUCACCAUCUAAGCUAGGUCCAGCUGAGAAAUUUCUCAAGUCAGUGCUCGAUAUACCUUUUGCAUUUAAGAGAAUCGAAGCAUUGCUGUACAUUGCCAAUUUUGAUUCAGAAGUUGAGUACCUUAAGAGGUCUUUUGAGACUCUGGAGGUUGCUUGUGAAGAAUUGAGGAAUAGUAGAAUGUUCCUGAAGCUUCUUGAGGCAGUGCUUAAAACUGGGAACCGCAUGAAUGUUGGCACUAACCGUGGAGAUGCGCAUGCCUUCAAGCUUGACACACUUCUGAAGCUUGUUGAUGUCAAGGGCACUGACGGGAAAACCACUCUCUUGCAUUUUGUUGUACAGGAGAUCAUAAGAGCUGAAGGUUCUGGUCUUUCUGGCUCCAAUCAGAAUGAGGCCGCUGACAAUGGCCUGCAAUCUUCUUUCCGGGAUGAUGUUGAAUUUAGGAAGCUUGGCCUGCAAGUUGUUUCAGGUUUGAGUGGGGAGCUCACCAAUGUAAAGAAAGCUGCUGCAAUGGACUCAGACGUACUCAGUAAAGAAGUUGCGAAACUUGCUGGAGGAAUCACAAAAAUAGCAGAAGUUUUGAAGUUAAAUGAAGCAGUUGCACUGAAAGAGAGUAGCUGGAAAUUUUCAGAGUCCAUGAAUGGAUUCUUGAAGAAGGCUGAGGAAGACAUCAUGAAGCUUCAAGCACAAGAGAAAUAUGCCCUCUCUCUGGUGAAGGAGAUAACAGAAUAUUUUCAUGGGAAUUCAGCUAAGGAAGAAGCUCAUCCGUUUCGUAUUUUCACGGUGGUAAGGGAUUUCCUUUCUAUUCUUGAUCACGUAUGCAAGGAAGUUGGGAAAGUCAACGAGAGAACCAUAAUGGGUUCGGCUCGCCAGUUCCCAAUGGCUAUGAAUCAAAGUGUUCCUAUAGUUUUUCCGGGACUCAAUAGAAGGCAGUAUAAUGGUUCGUCUGAUGAUGAAAGGUCGUCUUCAUCAUAGUCUUGGGGUUCAUUUAGAGUUCGAUUCUUUUAGUGGUUUCCUGGUAGAUAAAGUUGGCCAAAGAAAUGAGCUUGCUGAAGUUCACAAGUCCAAAAUCCUUUCCUCUUUUGGAGCCUUUUUCUGUACUUUAAUAUAUAUUUAUACGCUUAAAAGAUUUUGUCCAUCCUGUGUAAUGUAUAGAGAGAGAAUUAUGCUAGAAGAUAAUAACUUAUUUUGCAAAAUAGUUGGAUUUUAUCGUGUAAAUUUGCUAGAAUUUAACUUAAAAGGCUGUUGGUAAGUAGCAGAUGUAAGAAAGUGAAGCCACUGUUUGUGCUUGUACUAUUUUUUCUGUACUUUCAAAGUUUCAAAGUUUUGUUA